UGCCCUCGCUAGGGCAGGCACCUUGCCGUUGGUGCGGGGGCUUAGCUGAAUCGCCAAUCGGCUAUUCUCUGGACUGGGGUAACGCAGUCACUCUUUUAGUUCCUGCGCUACCCCCUUCCAGCUUAGAACCGCUGGAGAACAGCGACCAAGAACUGCCACCUCCUAAUCCAGGGUGUUACGCGACACCGUGCCUAUUGGACGGUUUGCAGCCAGGAGGGAAUAAUCCGGUUGUAUUAGAACGGCGCCUUCUCGACACCGGGCCGCCUCGAGGAGUAACGGUGGCCUUACCGCGACAUGGGGCGCUGCCGCGGCGGACGUUCGAGAUCCCCCUUAUAUGCAUAGACCGCUGAGUUCGCCCCGACGAUCAGGCGGUCGUACGAACAAGAUGAGCAACAACCAACUAAAAACAAUCACAAAAAAACAACAAAAAACAACAACUGGAACUUCAGAAACAAGAGCAACAGUAACGGUAACAACAGCGCCAGCAGGUAGCAACACACAGAUAGGCAGCUACCCGAAGAGUACUAAGAGAAGAGGCAGCUUCAUGGAGUGUCCUUCUGACACUGAAGCAGCCCUGUUCAUCGAGCACGCGAGCACGGACGAUGAUGAGCCAUCCACCAGUGAGGGGUUUUACCACGAAAAGGCCCUCCCUAAAUCUGACAGGCACCAUGGGAGUGAGCAUUCUUGCAGUCAGUGCAGCUCCGAGAACAGGCACCGCUCCAGCAGAACGACCCAAUCGAUCAGUGGGCGUCGCUCGACUAGCAGGCAUCACUCGGGUUCCCCGGCCAGGCAUCGCUCGAGGUCCACGAGCAGGCGUCGCAGGUCACCGAUUCGCUCAGGGUCAUCGGCUUCAUGCGAAGCAGAGUGGCAGACAGCACGCAGGAAGCACAGGAGGGCGAAACCUUCCCCAUUGCCUUCAUCCGGUCAUCCAGGCGCAUUUCAUGACCAGAAUCGAACUGGCUUGGCUGGUUCGGGAGCCAAAUGGUACCUUCGAUAUCUUGAGCAAGGCAAGACGCCAGAUGUAGCGCGAACUCUCGCCGGCGAAAGGGUGAAGGAGGAGGACAGAGCCAAAAAGGAGAGAGCCGCAUCCGUAGAGGAGCAAACAAACGAUACCAAAGAGCCCGCGCCUGCUAGCAAGCAGAGAAGUGGGAAAAACUAUAGCCACCAUAAACCCGCACCUGCUUCAAAGUGGAAGAGCGGGCAAAUCACAUCACCAGAGCACCCUACCCACAAGCGGCAGCGGGAGCACGCACCACCUCCAGCAUCAUGGCCCAGGAGCCAGGGUGGGCAAUCUGACCAAGGGCAGACGCAGGGGGUGCCCCUCCAGGGCAUUCGUCUAGCGGUGCUGCCGAGAGACUUCCCUGCUGUAGCACUUAGCUCGGAUGAGCUUACCGAUCUUCAGGACGCCAUUAUGGAUGCGGUCUCCAACGGUUGGUCUCACCCAUUGGUGUUCUGUGGUGUCUACUUUAGAUUCGGCUUACUACUUGUUGAUUGCAAGGAUGAGAGGACGGCGGCAUGGCUUGCACAGGUUACUCCUAAGCUUGAGGGUUGGAAGGGACCCGCAUUGUGUACCAAAAGGGGAGAUGAAAUCCUUCCGUUGCAUAACGUUACGGUGUUCCUACCAAGAAGCGCAGACAAAUCGGCUGAAUACGCUCUGGGACUACUCAAAGCGCAGAAUGAGGGCUUGAACACCUCCGCGUGGAGAGUGAUCUCAAGCAGCAUUGAGAACACUGGCCUAAGACUACACAUGGGCAUAGACGAGGAGUCGUAUUGCAGCAUCAAAAGGGCAGGCUUCAAUAUUAACUAUAGAUAUAGCUUCGUCACCGUCAGGCCAUGGCGACCGAAGUCAACUGGUAAUAAGGUGGAAGAGUCCCAGGAAACCCAGGCUGACGCAGCCCCUGCCCCUGAUACGGCCAUACCUUUCUAAACUCCGCACCCACCACUGAUGCCCACCCAGCCUGCGAAAUAGCCACCACCCACACAGCAACAGCAAUAUCCACACCUAUACAGUCAUCUAUACAGUCACCAGCUACUGCAACCAUACCUCCAACAGAAAGUACAAGUACGGCGGAGUACGUCCCCUCCACGCAGGAGCUCUUAGAAGGGCUAGAUAUAAGGGCUACUGGUACAAGAACCGUGGAGCUACAAAGGCCAGCUAAGGAGCCUAAACCACAGCAAAAAAAGAGUUCUUAACACAAGAUCUUGUAGAGGUACAGGGGACGCUGAAAGUCGGUAAAAACAACAACAAAUCGCAGUGGCAACCUUACUGCACCAUGCAGAUAAGGAGGCCAUCUGCACAAGCUGGGAAUCUGGUCGACCGAUCUGUAUCGUUUCUGCGAUUCAGCUGAGGAGACAUCAUCUCAUUUGUUUGUGGAGUGUAAUGCCGUAGCGAGGUGACGAACGAACAGCAUAGGCUUAAUGUGGCCACAGAGAGAGCACAUCCAUUCCUUACAUUCAAAGGCUGUCCUGGAUUUCCUAGAAUCCUUUAUUUUAGUAUUCUCCAUAUUUUUGUUUGUACGUUAUAACUUUUUGAACUUGAAUAAAAAAAUAUUGUACUCAUACGCUAUGUUGCACAAA
Molecule: messenger RNA, 2577 nt
Organism: Rhagoletis pomonella (apple maggot)
Lineage: Eukaryota; Metazoa; Arthropoda; Insecta; Diptera; Tephritidae
Exons: 4
Coding region: 335-1927 (530 amino acids)
Source: RefSeq, a predicted model, not a curated record